UCUGCUGCAACUGAAUCCUCUCUUGCCCACUGGAAUCCAGGCUCAUUUUCACUGGCUGAUUUCCUUCUUCAGCCUCAUUCUUAACAGAUGCAUGUUUUCCCUGUGGGUUAGUGUGCUGCCUUACCCUGAAUCACCAAUCACAUUCUGUAGGCAGACUUGCUAGCUAGAAAAUAAAAAGGCAUUUAGUGCAUUUUGCAGAGAAAAGAAGAAGCUGCCUCCUGUAUUGUCAAGCUGAGAGAAACACACUUUGCAGUGAAUGGCAGAUUGAAGGAUAAAGAACUGGGCUAUAUUUUCAUUGAAUACAGUCAGGAUAACCAACCCCAGACAGUCUAUAUUCAGGGCUGAGGGAUAUGGAAGUUUUAGCAUCAGGGGCUGUAAACCCAAGUGGAGACCAGCUAUGACAUCUGAUUUAUCCUUCAUGGCAGUUGUACCUGUGCUAUACUGACAAGAGAACCGCUUCAACUCACACAAUGAAGGAAGAAAAUUUCCUUCGCAGAAGAUUUUCGUUGUGUCCCACAGCAAUUACACCCCAAAAGAAUGACGUGCCCCGACUAACACGCAACAUGUCUUUUGGCACCGAUCAUGAUAUAAAUAUGCUCAACACAGGAAAAGACAUGGAGAACACUGGUUUGUCAGCAAUGAAGGAUGAAAUAUCCCAGGCACCCAAUGCUACUAAUAAGAAUGAAAAUAAGCUCUGUAAUGGCGCAGACAAAGAAUGUUUAUCUCCUACUUCCAAGACUGCUAAAAUGGACACCCUAAAGGUUCAAAAGAAAAAUUACAGACAAGAAAAGAAAAGAGCAACCAAACAGCUGUUCAGUGCUUUGAAAGAUCCAAGCGUGGUAAUUGUGGCUGACUGGCUAAAGAUUCGAGGCAGUUUAAAAAGCUGGACCAAACUGUGGUGUGUACUGAAACCUGGGUUGCUGCUUAUCUAUAAAACACCAAAGAUUGGUCAGUGGGUUGGAACCUUAUUGCUCCACUCCUGUGAACUGAUUGAGAGACCUUCCAAAAAAGAUGGUUUCUGCUUUAAGCUUUAUCACCCCCUGGAUCAAUCAAUAUGGGCUAUCAAGGGUCCUAAAGGGGAAAAUGUAGGCUCCAUUACUCUUCCUUUACCCAACAGUCAUUUAAUAUUUCGAGCAGCUUCAGAAUCGGAUGGAAGGUGCUGGAUGGAUGCCUUGGAAUUAGCACUGAGGUGCUCCAGUCUUUUUAAGAUCAAUUUGCCCAGACAAGGCAAGGAAGGUGAUGUGAUUUCUCCCGUGGAUAUGAAUCACACUGGCUUGUACACACUGCUGCACACCUCCACCAUCUCUGAACAAGAACUCUUCCAGCUUAAUGAAUGUGUAGCAGAAAAUGAUGCUCUUUCUGACAAGUCGGAGAAAGACAACGUAGAAGAAUCUGAAAACGAACACAGUCGAAAGACAAGUGAAAGUGACCAAUCUGAGUUACAAGGAGAUAUCUCUCUUGACAGAGAGGGUACAACCUACAUGGAGGAGCUGUAUGAAGAGUUUGGAGAGGUCGGGAGCGCUUCACAAACAGAGACUGUGUCUGAUGAAAACAAGGGUUUGAUGUGGACUCUACUUAAACAAAUGAGGCCUGGUAUGGAUCUCUCCAGAGUAGUCCUACCUACUUUUAUCCUGGAGCCUCGGUCGUUUCUCAACAAACUGUCUGAUUAUUACUAUCAUGCUGACAUACUCUCUCAAGCGGCAAUGGAAGAUGAUCCAUAUUGUCGGAUGAAGCAAGUUCUCAAAUGGUACUUGUCUGGCUUUUAUAAGAAGCCCAAGGGUAUAAAAAAGCCGUAUAACUCAAUUCUUGGAGAGACCUUUCGCUGCUGUUGGUUUCAUCCCCAGACAAACAGCCACACGUUUUACAUAGCAGAACAGGUAAGCCACCAUCCUCCGGUAUCUGCUUUCCAUGUCAGCAAUAGGAAAGACGGAUUUUCAAUCACUGGAAGCAUUCUGGCCAGAUCCAGAUUCUAUGGCAAUUCCCUUUCUGCAAUAUUAGAUGGAAAUGCAAGGCUUACAUUUCUGACUCGGGAAGAAGAAUACAUCAUCACUAUGCCAUAUGCUCACUGUAAAGGUCUUUUGUAUGGCACAAUGACAAUGGAAUUAGGGGGUAAAGUGACAAUUGAAUGUGAGAAAACUAGAUAUACAACAGAGCUGGAAUUCAAGCUUAAGCCUUUCUUUGGUGGGAGUGAAACCUUAAAUCAAAUCUCUGGGAAAAUUAAAGUUGAAGAGGAGGUGUUAGCGAACCUUGAUGGACACUGGGACAGAGAAGUGUUUAUAAAUGAUGUACAAAAUGGCAGCCGGGAUAUAUUUUGGAAUCCAACAUCUGAAGUGCGGAAACAAAGGCUGAAGAGGCACAUUGUUCUGUUUGAGGAGCAGACAGAAUUUGAAUCAGAGAGGUUAUGGCAACACGUCACUAGCGCAAUAAAUGACGGAAACCAACAACAGGCAACAGAUGAAAAGUACAUUUUAGAGGAAGCGCAAAGAAAAGCUGCGAGGGAACGCAAAGAGACAAAUAUGGAGUGGUCUCCAAACCUGUUUAUAUAUGAUGAGAUCUUAAAAGAAUGGCGCUAUAAGUAUGAAGAUAACCGACCCUGGCACACUCUAACGGACAUUGCACAAUACGAGAAAGACGGAGAGCUGCAAACCGUGAAGAGGAACCUUUCCAGCAUGUUGGCACCGAGGAAAACUGCACAGCACAAGAGAUCAACACAAGAAAAUUGGCGACGUAAAGCUAGCGAGCAGCCAUCAAUCAGCAGCCAUACUACAGAGAGCAGUUGUUCAACUCCAGAACCUGGGCAGGAUUCUUCUGAUGAUGAUGGUUUCCCUGGUCCUUGCUCUCAGUGUGGCAAAGAAAAAUCUGAGUUAAAGGAAAUUCAGGAAGCCAUGCUAUCAUUACAGAGAACCCAACAAGAUAUACACAGGAAUAUCCGAACACUUACGACUCACAGCACGUUUUCUACCUGCUCGUCAUCAGACCCCUCCUUGUUGAAUUCCCGUCACUGGGUCUUUCUCUGCCUUUUUCUUGCUUGCCAGCUUUUUAUUAACUUUGUCUUCAAAUAAGAUUUUUUUUCCAAUAUAGCUGCAUUUAAUUUUACUGUGCACAUUAACCAGUUUGCUGCUAGAGAGGUCACUAAUGAUAUAAGGUUUUCCAAUAUAGCAGGGAUAUGUAUAAUUUGCUCCUGUGAAAAUGCAUGAAGCAUUAGACCUCACUUAGUGCCCAAAAUAAAGUUAUUUUGCACAAGGGCAUAGAGAACUCACAUUGUGAGAUUUUUGUAUGUUAUUGAGUGUAGUGUGUCAAGACACCUUAUUUAUAUUACAUUGUUAAUCUUAUGUUUAUGUUUUCAUCUGCAUUCGGUUCAUUUAUUAUUUUGUAUUUUAAUAAUAGAACUUAGCACAAAUAUAGCAUACAAAAAGGAAUAUGCAGCAAGGCCAGAAUGGUGCCAAGUAUUCUUGAUUCUUAUGUUAGGUAACAAUUUGACAAAGAACCAAACCAUGUGUUCAGCAUAUAACAGAGAAAGAGAGCAUCAAAUCUCUAUUAUACAGAAAAAUAACUUUUAACAAUCACGCACAACACAAAUGAGAACAUGCAGAAAGCAUUACAAGUUUGCUUCCGGACACCUUAACAUUUAACUAUUUAUCUGCUAUGUUGAAUUUGUAAGCAGAUAACAGAACCACUUAGCUUACAAACUGUUUUGCUACUUCUAAAGAGAGCAGAAAUAAUAGCAACUCAAAUUUUAAAAAAAACAUUAACAAUUUUUGCUUUUGUGUAAAAAUAGCACUUUCUCCACGUUCCCUAGAGAAAUUCUGUAACCUGGGUUUUCUUUAGACUGCUGCAAAUCAAUUAGCUGGUUUAUGCAAUUUGCAGCAGUUUGAAGAAAGCCGAGGUUACAGGAUAAGCGUUAUUUUUUCUCUAGGUAAAGUGGUAUGAGCACAAUUUUCACAUAAAAGCAAGAGAGGUUUUAUAGCCUAAUUUAAAUGAUGUAUGUAAAGUGAAUGUUAGGAUCAGCACUCCUGGGUCAUCCCCUCCAUAUGUAACACUGCAGAGUUAGCAGGAGAUAGGUGAUCAAACCUUCACAGACCCCCAACCAAGAUCUGAAGGAAUAUAAUUGGACAAAAAGAUGAAGGUAGCACUAUUAGCAACAGGAAAACACCUUUAAUAUUAAAGGUGUUUUCCUGUUGCUAAGAGUGCUACCUUCAUCUUUUUGUCUAAUUUAAAUGAUGUAUUAUUCAUCCUGUUUUGUACAAGCCCCUCUCCACUUCUAAAAGUUUUUCCAAGAAAUCUGCCACUCAUUCUACCCUUUUACCAUAGAGCUAGGGCACAUUUUAGUGCAUAAAGUGAGGUAAAAAGCAAAAUAAAUCUAUCAACCACAGAGACACAACUCUCAAGUUGAAACAUGCAUGAAUGUGUUUCCGUUUUAAAUAGAAGCAUUUUGUUAGUGCACAUUUAUUACCAUAAUGCUUCUACUGAAAAGGUAUCAGUGUUUGAUUAAUAGCUUUUACUGUGCACAGAACAUUCAUAUAUUUCAUGCCUGCUUAGGUUGCAUAUUUUGCAUUGGCACUAACUUGUUACCUUUUUAACAAAUAAAUGCCACUGCUGGAAAAAUUGGAUUGCGUUCAUGUGCAUUUCAGAUUUGAGCUUCAUGCCAGUUUGAAUGUGAUAAAUAUAUUUUUUUGCAUGAAAACGAGUUAAGUAUUAUCUAUUCUGAUUACACUUAAGAUCAUUAGUGGAAAUGCAUGCUGCAUACUGCAGUAUUCGUGCUAAACACAGAGUUAAAAAACAAUAAUAUAUUACCCCAUUCUUUUAUAUGCAACAAAAUGCUUUCCAUGUCUCUUGGAGGGACAUAAUAAUACAAAGUAUAUAUUUUUCUAAAAUAUAUAUGUAUCCAACUAUCCACAAAAAAGCAAUAUAUAUGGAUGAUCUGACUGUUUAAAGAUUUUGGACGUACACUUUUCAUAUAUUUUUUUAAUGUAGAUUUUAGACAUUUUUGCUAGAAUAUCCAUUUUAAAAAUAAUUAAGCACUUACCAAUUUCUUAGUUAAAAUAUUAUCUCUACAUUUUGUUUUAUGUAUAUAUUCCUUUAAAAAAGUAAAAAUAUAAGACAGCGCUAAUAAAUAAAUCAGUUACUUAGUAGCAUUUAUAUGUUAAAAUUUAAUUAAAAAACACAUAUAUGAGUGUAUUCACAUAUGCGAAAACAUGACAUAAAAUAAGUGACAAGUACUAACAUAGAACUUGCACUGAUAGUGUCACAAUGUAAUCGCUGGAAUCAUGAUCCACAGUUGGUAACAAAUAAACUACAACCAAGAGAACAGGAUAACCGGCUGGAUAAUCCAUAAAGAUCCACUACGCGUUUCAAGAAAAACUCCUCCUCCUCAGGUGACCACUUCAUAAAUCUAUUCAUUUAAACUUUUUGUUAUUUAUAUAACAUAUAGUUUGAUACACCAAUGAUCAUUGUAUUUGAAAUAUUGUUAUAAAUAUCUUCUGAUACACCACAAUUAUUGUGAGUGUAAAAAUAAGAUAUACAUAUAUUCUGUACUAAGGACUAAUAGAAUAGAGGCGCUCUCUUUCAUUUUCUAUUCUAUCAUCUCUACAUUCAUAUCUUGUUUAACCCCUUAAUGACCAGCAACGUACCAUGUACAUUGCUGGUCUUUGAAUGGGGAUUGUUUUUUGAUAGGCGAGACCGCACUACUAUGACCUGAAAAACUCUUAAUGACCAGCAAUGUACAGGGUACGUCAUAGUCAAUAAGGGAUUAAAGAAACAUUAAUACAAAAAUAAAUGCUCUUAAUUAUUGGAACAUCCUAUUUGUGUCUUUUGGUUUCUUGGUUUAACCCACCACAUAGCUAAUGUCAGGCUUGGAAACCAUAAUAUGUUGUAGCUUUUAAGCCAGACGCAGCUGGUGAGCCAAUUAGGCGCGGCAUAUGCAUGUAGCUGCCAAUCACCAUCAAGGUCCUAUUCAGGAGCUACAAUGUGUUAUGGUUUCCAGGAAGGACUUUUGCUUUGUGGAUUCUUAUAUGGCAAAGGGCACGAGAGCAUAAAUAACCUGUUAACUAUUUAGAGCAUUUUAUUUUGCUUGAGAUUUUCCCUUUAAAACCUUCACGUAUUUGAUGCUUUCUUUUCUCUUUGUCAGGGUUUAUAGCUAUCAGUCUGUUUAUUUUUAUUUUGCACUUUUCUCCUAUAUUUAAUUGUGUAGGGUGUAUAGCGUUUUUGUAGAUUUCUUUUGCACUUACCUCAUUUUAUUCCUUUCUACAACACUCUGAUAUAUCAGGAGAUUACAUGAGCUGCAUUGCUCAAUGGCACCUUCAUAUUUGUAAGAAGAAUUUCAUUUGUUACAUAAUACAACACAUUUUUUUUUUUUUUUAAAUCUCAAAACGUUUAUUUUUGAACAAAUUCAAUAUUCAGCCUUAAGUCUGACAUUCCAUAGACUUAACAAAAAUAAAGAUAUCUUGUCUCAUCUGA
This is a messenger RNA of Bombina bombina (fire-bellied toad), 6456 nucleotides long. It is a transcript of the gene OSBPL5, whose product is annotated as oxysterol binding protein like 5. Gene Ontology annotation, cellular component: cytosol; membrane; intracellular membrane-bounded organelle. Gene Ontology annotation, molecular function: sterol binding. The record is from RefSeq and is a predicted model, not a curated record. The transcript has 22 exons. The coding region runs from base 471 to 3062 and encodes 863 amino acids. Lineage: Eukaryota; Metazoa; Chordata; Amphibia; Anura; Bombinatoridae. Gene Ontology annotation, biological process: phospholipid transport.